GUCGUGAUAUGAAAAAAACAAGAUGUUUCUGUUAUGUUUUCUACAUCAAAUUGGAAGCCAAUAAAGCCACCCCACAUUUGUAUGACGUACCCAGAACAUUCGGCAUACGCGAGGUGGUCUAUUAGCUUCCUGUAUGAUAUCACCAAAAUAACGGGAACUUCCCGGUGCUAUUAUGACGUGUUUUGCACAAAUCCGUAGUUCGCGCUACACUGGAUUUUAUACGGUUGCUUGUUCUCGAACUCGAUCACUUGAACAAGUCGAAUCGAUGCGAAAUUGGGUUAGGCUCACGUGCGCUGGCCGACAAGAUGUGGACAAAAAUGUGCUUUGUCAAUAUUCGGUGCCGGACUUCAUGGCGAAGAACCGUAAAGACAUGGUAGUAGUAUUGCCGUCGAACUUCCACUCGGUGUCGCAAAUGGUGGCCAGCGUCGUAGUUCGACCGGAAUGCGCAGAAAACCAAUGCGAAGUGGCCGUUUACAAACCGCUGGCCAGGUGCGACUUGGAAUAUCGGUUGGCCUACGUCAGCCAGCACUACGAGAUGUUGGGCACCAGCGACGCCUUCGAGUUUUUCCACGGCCCCGGCGAGUCUUGCAAAUGUCAUGUGCCGGAAACCGCCUUGCCCCCUAUUUUGCGUUGUCCGCAAUCGGCACGGAUGAAUUCGUUUAUUUCCAUGCUAAUGGCGUUGCGUUCGGAUGCGCAUUGUUCACAGUGCAACGCGCCGUCUAAUUAUCCAGAAAUCAUGACCUACUUGAUGACCAACAUUGAGAGUCUGACGGAUGUCAAAAACAAAAUCGCCAACAAAUGUACUGGACAUACCGAAUAUUUGAAAAACGCUUUGAUGCUGACUGAUCAUUUAAAUUCCAAAACGACAGCACUAGACUACGAGAUUAAGAGAUGUGAACAGUUCAUGGACGAUUUAGUGGCUAAUUUGCAAAAUAAGAACAGCUGCUACGCGUUUAGAUCAGGACAAAAAGAAUACUUCAUCAAAAUGGCCGAUGAAAAAUUUGCCCUGGAAUUCUUCAUGAAUGAAAUCAUUAAAUCACAAGAACGAAUAAUCCGUAGUUUGUCAAACAAAUACCAGGAGAUAGAAGUCAUGUUGAAAAUAAGACAUUUGUUUAUGCCGAUAUAGCUGUUGUCCUGUCUGUACCAGCUACUACAAUUAUAUAUUUACAGUACUUACCAAAUAGCUCACUUUAUGCUAAUAAAUUGAUAUAUUAAAUAUCAAAAUAUAAAUAUAAAAUAAUAUUACAUAUUAAUAUAUUA
Molecule: messenger RNA, 1260 nt
Organism: Adelges cooleyi (spruce gall adelgid)
Lineage: Eukaryota; Metazoa; Arthropoda; Insecta; Hemiptera; Adelgidae
Exons: 2
Coding region: 173-1126 (317 amino acids)
Source: RefSeq, a predicted model, not a curated record